GAAUGUUCCAACCUUUCCAAAAAUAGAUUCUUCUUAAGGUCAUGAUCCUGUAAACUCUUAAACAGAUCAUGGCUCCUUGGCCUGAGUUGGAAAACUCUCAACCCAAUAACUAUACUGACGACUCCUCCAAGAAAAACAAGGCCAUGUCUGAAAAAGAUGGAGAAAAUCACAAAGACAGUGUGGAUUCACUUCAAAGUAAAGGUGGACUUCAGCCUGCACAUUCCAACAUUGCCUUGAUAGAUGAUCCAGGGCAAGAAGAAGAUCCUUGGAGUAUGCCAGUGUUACAGGACACUGGGGUCAAGUGGUCAGAUAUGGAUAACAAAGGAAAAAUAUGCUCUGUACUCACAGGGAUAGCAAAGUUUAUUAUCCUGCUUGGACUACUCUACUUCUUUGUGUGCUCCUUGGAUAUAUUGAGCUCUGCCUUCCAGUUGGUAGGAGGUAAAGCGGCAGGGGACAUUUUUCGAGAUGGUUCUGUGCUGUCAAACCCUGUUGCUGGUUUGGUGAUUGGAGUUCUGGUAACUGUCAUGGUACAAAGCUCUAGUACUUCCUCAUCCAUUAUAGUCAGCAUGGUGUCUUCUACAUUGCUGACUGUAAAGGCUGCUAUUCCUAUCAUAAUGGGGGCAAACAUUGGUACCUCCGUCACAAACACAAUUGUGGCACUUAUGCAAGCUGGAGACAGGAAUGAAUUUAGAAGGGCUUUUGCUGGAGCUACAGUUCAUGAUUUCUUUAACUGGCUCUCAGUGUUUGUGUUGCUGCCCCUUGAAGUAGUGUCUGGUUAUCUUUAUCGCCUUACUAAUGUUAUAGUUGAAUCCUUUAAUCUUGAGAGUGGUGAAGAUGCCCCUGAGCUGCUAAAAGUCAUCACAGAUCCUUUUACAAAGCUUAUCAUCCAGCUUGAUAAAUCAGUAAUAAAUGCAAUUGCUACAAAUGAGGAAGGAGCAAAAAACAAAUCCCUGAUAAAGACUUGGUGCAAAACUAAAACGAAUGUGACGCUGCAGAAUGUCACAGUUCCGGCCUCAGAAAACUGCACAUCUCCUGCCUUUUGCUGGACUGAUGGAAAUUUGACCUGGACCAUCAAAAAUGUGUCUCUCUCAGAAAAUAUUAAAAAAUGCCACCAUCUUUUUGCAGAAACAAAUCUUGCUGAUCUUGCUGUCGGUCUCAUACUGCUUGCAGCGUCACUGAUAAUUUUGUGCACCUGUUUGGUCCUGAUAGUUAAGUUAUUAAAUUCUGUGCUUAAAGGACAAGUGGCCUCAGUUAUCAAGAAGACGCUCAAUACUGAUUUCCCAUAUCCUUUUUCUUGGAUAACUGGAUACCUGGCUAUGCUUGUUGGAGCUGGCAUGACCUUUAUUGUUCAAAGCAGCUCUGUUUUCACAUCUGCUAUUACACCACUGGUUGGUAUUGGUGUUAUAAGCAUCGAACGUGCUUACCCUCUUACAUUAGGGUCUAACAUUGGUACGACCACGACUGCUAUACUUGCUGCUUUAGCAAGUCCAGGCAGUACAUUAAAAUAUUCAUUACAGAUUGCUUUGUGUCACUUUUUUUUCAAUAUUUCUGGAAUUAUUCUGUGGUACCCGAUACCUUUCACCCGGGUACCAAUCCGCCUUGCAAAGAGCUUGGGGAACAUAACAGCCAAGUACAGAUGGUUUGCUAUUUUUUAUCUGAUCAUUUGCUUUUUCCUGAUCCCAUUGGCUGUGUUUGGUUUGUCAGUAGCUGGCUGGCAGGUCCUCCUGGGAGUUUGUGGUCCCAUCCUACUCGUGUUGAUUGCAGUGAUUGUGAUUAACGUUCUGCAGUCCAAACGGCCAAAUAUAUUGCCUGCAAAGCUCCAAAACUGGGAUUUCCUUCCCAGGUGGAUGCACUCCUUGAAGCCAUGGGAUAACGUAGUAACUUCUGUACUCUCCUUUUGUGGGAGAUACUUCUUCUGCAACAAGUGCUGCAAAUGCUGCAAAGUCAACACCGAAGAUGUUGUGAUGAAAGACAAGCAGGAAAAGGCUAUGGAAGUUUAUGAGAACAGAGUUGAAUUGUCUGAUGAAGAAAAUGGUAUUAAAAAGACACAACUGGCAGGUGAUUCUGAGAAAACCUUCUCCGACAACACAGCCUUCUAGUAGGGGAUCAUUCUGUAGUAGCAAAGAUACAGUAUAAGACAAUCAAUUUCUUGAAAAUCAACUUGGGCAGUACACUGAGGAAUGAAUAAAAACUCAGGUUCUUGUAUCCAGCAGUAUACUACUCAUCCAGGAAUGCAGCAGAACAAAUUUUACAGGGUUCCCAGAAAGUCUAAGAUCAAGUAAAAAGCUAAGGAUGAACAUGAAUUCAAGGCCAACGGUACCAAACAAAUAAAUGUUGAUAUACUGUCUGAUUAACAGAAAGGCUCCAAUGAGUUGAGAGACAUAUGGACUUUAAAAAAAUCCACUCUGUAAUGUGCAGAACAUUCUUCCUGAAUUUCAGGGAUAUUAAACCAAACUCAGCUUAUGAAAUCACAAAGUUUCUGGAAGAAUAAAAAAAAAACCAGAAGAAUGAAAAUGUUUUCAUGUAUUCAUUUCCUGUAUUCAUUUCCUGUAAUGUUAGAAAGCUUGGUUGCUGUAUUUUGUGACUUCUAGCUGAAGGCUAAAAUUUAAAUAUUUUAAAUUACUGGUGCACUUGCCUUUUCAAAGUGUGAAUUGGUUAUGGAUUGGCUUCCUACUGAAGAGCUUGCAGGAAACUCUGCUAAACCACAAAAUAGCCUUUCAAAAUAGCAGAAAAGUUUGUUAUUCAAGCAAUAAAAGCAAGGAGAUUUGAGAUUCAGCAUUAUGUCUACUGCAAGGUUUAUGAUAAGAUCACACCUUUUAAAAUAAGUCUGUUAAUACCUACUGUAGAGAAAAUGUGUGUUAACUGUGCCACUCACAGCAUGGCCUACUUAGUUGAAAUUAGCAUAAUGUCUGGAGUGAAUUUAUACCAUCAGUAUUAUAUGUGUGCAUCUUUGGAAUCCAAAUCUCUAAUAAAAACCCAUAGGUAAAGUAAUCAUACAGCACAUGCUGGGAAGCCCCUUGUCCUCACUCUGUGUUGGUGUUAAUGUUUUAAUAAGUGCCCAUAUAGACUAGUCCACAUCACGGACUGACAAAUUUCAGCAUUUCAGACUGAGCCAUUUCUGAAUGCUUCAAACUCUUCAAAACAUAGUGCACUUUUGUUGGCUUUAUGUAAUUUAAAAAUGACCAAAUCAUGGGAGAGGUAGUGGGUGAGGACUGGAAUGUAUGAAAGUUGACAAUUGUGAGGGGUGUAAAACUAUGCUAAUUUUUAGUGUCUAUAACUGAGUUAUAGAAGAGACUUAUAAUGGAAAUACUGACAAGACCCUUCAGUGUAGCAUAGCUACUCAUUGCUGCUAAAAUAGAUUUACUGCUGAACAAGUUUGUUAUUGUCUUAAUGUUAUGUAAUUUAAUAGGCAGAACUCAGUUAUAAUGUAAAUAUGUACAUUUUGGGGGAGAAAAGUUUAAAUUGACAUGCUUAUAAGCUGUGUAAAGUCUCAUUUUUCAUAUUAUAUUAAAUUUUAUUCAGACUGAGUUUUUCAUUUUUUCUGUUACUGAGAGCCAAUGACAAGAUGCUAAGCAUGGUUUCAGUUUGUAUCUGUUAGCCCAGAUGGGAUUUUCAAAAAGACUCACUGUAGGCCUAACUCUGCUCCACUUGAUCUGAGGAAGUGGGUCUGGCCCACGAAAGCUCCUCACCUAAUACACCAUCUUGUUAAUCUUUAAAGUGCUACAUAGUUCUGUGUUUUGUUUCAGCUAGACCAGACUAACACGGCUGCAUCUCUAUCACUAUUCUCGAUGUCAAUAAGAGAGCUCAGAAUUACAGCCAGCCAUCCUUUUUAGCCUAUUCCUCUUUCUGUUUACUUGAUGUUAAUGUUUAACUUUGUUGUUUUUGAACAACUCUUCUCAUAUGUACAAGAUCUUUAGUCUGCCUCUCACAUUUCUAAUGUGCCCUCACAUGGCUUUAUAUUGCUGGUUUGCAUUUCCUACUCUCAGCUUUGAGACUCAUUAAAUAAUAUCUGGAUGUUCUUGUGAAAUGCUGUCAUAUUUUUCAUUGACUAACUUUAAAAUAGAAGUUUCCUUCUUCCCCUUAUUCAGUUAACAGGGUGGCUAUUUGUUUUCUAGUUUUCAAUAAAGGUUUAAACAAGCCCUCUAACAAAACAUCAGGGUAAGUUAGGGAAAGCAGUUGCUACAAAGGUACUGAAGGAAUUAUGUUUAGGCAUAUCAGGGCAUGUCUACACAGCAGAACUUAACUCGAAAUAAACUAUGCAAAUUGAGCAUGUCAAAUUGAGCUAUG
Pelodiscus sinensis (Chinese soft-shelled turtle) is the source of this 4287-nucleotide messenger RNA. The record is from RefSeq and is a predicted model, not a curated record. NCBI's taxonomy places the organism in Eukaryota, Metazoa, Chordata, Testudines, Trionychidae.